This is a messenger RNA of Poecilia reticulata (guppy), 2426 nucleotides long. Its product is annotated as adaptor related protein complex 2 subunit mu 1. The record is from RefSeq and is a predicted model, not a curated record. Gene Ontology annotation, biological process: intracellular protein transport; vesicle-mediated transport. Lineage: Eukaryota; Metazoa; Chordata; Actinopteri; Cyprinodontiformes; Poeciliidae. Gene Ontology annotation, cellular component: clathrin adaptor complex.
AGUGCGUAAAGACGGCGGGUCAGCUGACAGCUCCCAGAGCAGCAGGGAAAGAAGCGAAGCUUGCGGGUGAAUGAGCUGGGAAUACGCUGGACACUCGAAGCUGAACUGGGAGUAAAGCAGUGGCGGCUUUUGUGGAAUAAUUGGGGAGGCGUUUGGUUUCACAAUGGCACGCUGGGAGUGAGAAGCAGCCACAAUGAUUGGAGGAUUGUUCAUCUACAACCACAAGGGGGAGGUCCUCAUCUCCCGCGUUUACCGAGAUGAUAUAGGGCGUAAUGCGGUGGACGCGUUCCGCGUGAACGUGAUUCACGCCCGGCAACAGGUUCGGUCCCCGGUGACCAACAUCGCCCGCACCAGCUUCUUCCACGUCAAGCGCUCCAACAUAUGGCUGGCUGCCGUCACCAAGCAGAACGUCAACGCCGCCAUGGUGUUCGAGUUCCUUUACAAAAUGUGUGACGUGAUGACGGCCUACUUCGGCAAGAUCAGCGAGGAGAACAUCAAGAACAACUUCGUGCUCAUCUAUGAGCUGCUGGAUGAGAUCCUGGACUUCGGUUACCCCCAGAACUCRGAGACCGGUGCCCUGAAGACCUUCAUCACCCAGCAGGGCAUCAAAGGACAACAUCAGACAAAGGAGGAGCAGUCUCAGAUCACCAGCCAGGUGACGGGGCAGAUCGGCUGGCGGCGUGAGGGCAUCAAAUAUCGCCGCAACGAGCUUUUCCUGGACGUACUGGAAAGCGUCAAUCUACUCAUGUCACCUCAAGGUCARGUCCUGAGCGCGCACGUGUCGGGCCGAGUUGUGAUGAAGAGUUACCUGAGCGGAAUGCCCGAGUGCAAGUUUGGCAUGAAUGACAAGAUUGUCAUCGACAAACAGGGAAAGGGAGGAGCGUCUGACGAYGCAGGAAAGAGUGAUUUAGGGGGAGGAAGUGGGAAGCAGUCCAUAGCCAUCGACGACUGCACUUUCCACCAGUGUGUGCGUCUCAGUAAGUUUGACUCGGAGCGCAGCAUCAGCUUCAUCCCUCCAGAUGGAGAGUAUGAGCUCAUGAGAUAUCGCACCACUAAAGAUAUCAUCCUUCCAUUCCGAGUUAUUCCUCUGGUCAGGGAGGUGGGACGCACUAAACUGGAAGUUAAAGUGGUCAUUAAGUCGAACUUUAAACCCUCACUGCUAGCUCAAAAGAUUGAGGUGCGAAUCCCAACACCACUCAACACCAGUGGUGUCCAGGUGAUUUGCAUGAAGGGAAAAGCCAAAUACAAGGCCAGUGAGAACGCCAUCGUUUGGAAGAUCAAACGAAUGGCUGGAAUGAAGGAAUCUCAGAUCAGUGCUGAGAUCGAGCUGCUGCCCACCAACGACAAGAAGAAAUGGGCCAGGCCUCCUAUCUCUAUGAACUUUGAGGUUCCUUUUGCUCCGUCUGGCCUGAAGGUGCGCUACUUGAAGGUGUUUGAGUCCAAGCUCAACUACAGUGACCACGACGUCAUCAAAUGGGUGCGGUACAUCGGCCGCUCCGGCAUCUACGAAACCCGCUGCUGAAUUUCCACCCUAGCAAGGCAGCAAAACCGACCACUUCCCCCCCAACUCCCCUCAUCUAUCCCUGUUAAGAAUUUUUCUUCUGCCCUCUUCUCCCUACUUUGUCUUUGUUCUCUUCCUCGGCCCCUAUCACUUCUUCUCCUCCUCUCCUCCCCCAUUAUCCCUUCUUAGCUAGGUGUUGGAGAUCGAAUUUACAUCGUUUAAAGAGAAAAAAAAAAAAGUAAAUAUGGUGUAAUGCACAGAUAUAUGCAAAAUGUGAACCAUUGUAUCGUAUAUAUCUAGUAGUGACGAGUACAGUUGUGAACCAUCUGAAAGAAAAAGACGUGUGAUGYUGGAGUCUCAGGGGGAGAGGACAGAAGGUUUGAAUGAGUGCUCGGAUUGUUCAGUGUUAUUCUUCUAUCUACUCUCUCCUGUUAAGGUCCUCAUUGUCACUUCUACCUGAUUAAGGCGCCUAAAAAGACGAGUCCAGAUGGUUUCUAUUCACAUGUACUCGAGUAAAGUUUACCGUCUGAAUAAAUUGACAGAUUUGUGUUCUUGUGGAUGGACCCCUGUGUAUUUCUCUCACCCAAGAGGGUGAAAUCAUUCCCGACUUUGUUGUUUUGGUAGCUGAUCCAGAAAUCGACAUUGUUCAAGUUGGUUUUAUACUGCUAGCAUGCGUUCCUUUCAGAGACACGUCAGGUCAUUUGAGGUCAGACCAUCGUCCUCAUUAGGGUAUCGUGACUCAUUUCCCCCCAGAUAUUUUAUAAGCACUAAGAUGAUCAUUGCCACACUAUUUUCAAUUCAAAGAUCAGUCUGCAGGGUUUGCAGCGAGGUGAGGUCUCCCCCUGGUGUUUGCUUUGCCACUGUCUGCUUCUUCUUGUUUGUAGCCCUGGUGACCGUUCUGUCCAAUAAAAUCUAUGUAACCAAA